AUCGUGCAGAAAUAAAGUGCACGGCGUGUCUUUUGAGUUUCAGGAUCAAACGAGCCACAAAGAAAAAGAGAGCAAGGAGAGAGUGCUGGAGAUAGCGAGUGAGAGAAAGUGUCUAUGAGAGAGAGAGAUAAUGAGUGCGAGAGCUAGCGAGGGAGUGUAUGAGUGAGUGAGUGAGAGAGAGAGAGAGAGAGAGAGAGAGGUAGGGAGUGUGAGGGAGUCUCGCUGCAUUGUGUCCCGGGCUGAAUGCGGCCCUUUAUGAGGAACGCUUAAAAGGACAUUGUGGCCGGGCCGAGCCGCUGUCUCCACAGCAACAGCCCAGGAGCGCGCAAAACUCGGAGAUAAUGGACUGAGAGAGAAAAGAGGAGUGGAGUUCCUUCUCUCCGCGCCGCUUCCUUCACGGAAUUCCCUCUGUUUCUGCUCAGACAGAAAGCCUGAGAGAUUGAGAGCGCUACAAAGCUACUAAGACCUCAGUGGACAAACUUGUGUUUUUAUACUUUGUAUGUGUGUCUGUGUAGAGGAGGAGGAGGAGAAGAAGAAGAAGAAGAAGAAGAAGAAGAAGAAAGCACAGAUGCAGAGAUGUUCUCCAAGGGUACAGUCUCAGCCCGUGACUCUUUUGUCUUUAUCCCCUCAGAAGCUGCUCAAGCGAACCAUGCUGCUGCUCCCGACUCCACCAGCCCUGAGAUAAUGCAAUGCCUAACGGUGACCAUCCCUCGAGGAAAGGAUGGCUAUGGGUUCACCAUCUGCUCCGACUCACCCAUACGAGUACAAGCUGUCGAUCCAGGUGGUCCUGCAGAUCUGGCUGGCCUCAGGCAGCUGGACACGGUGCUGCAGUUGAAUGGUCAGUCUGUGGAGCAGUGGAAGUGUGCGGAUCUCGCCCAUGCCAUCAGAAGCAGUGCCCGUGAGAUCACGGUGGUGGUGUGGCGUUCAGGACCCUCCGUGAAAUCCAGCUAUAAGGGUCUGAUCCAUCAAUCCUACAAGAGCUCCAACUACGACUCUCCCGUCUCUCCUCCCAGAACGAAGCGCGCAGAGAAAACGCCGCCUGUCCCCCCACUGCCCGCGCACCUCCGUCACCGAAUACUGCUCAACGGCUCGGAGGGGGCGAGGGGUGGCGGCAUCGGCGGCACCGGGGUGCCGUGGGGUGACAGGAGAGAGGAGGGCAAAGCCAGCACCAGGACACACACUCCGACUCUCAGAGGGACACGAGUCAAAGCGUCCAACGGGGACAAUUACAUCAUUCUCUCCCCCAUCAAUCCAGGAAGCCAGAUCCUGACACAAGUAUAUGGAGACAAUCCCACUGGAUGGAUGUACCCACCUGGAAAUGCGAACACGCCCCAGACCCAUGCCGCGCCCAGCCUGGCGAGCAGAACCAACUUCCUGCGCCGUUCAGGCAACAAAUCCAAAUCAACUGCCACGAGCUACCAGCCCAGCUCCAACUUCGCCAACUACCAGAACUGCACCAUUGUCAGAUCUCACGCCAACUACGGGGCCUACAUCAAAGUGGCGCCCAAAGUUCUCAUAUUCCCCAUCUUCGUGCAGCCGCUGGACCUGUGCAGCCCGACAAGAACUCUCCUGAUCACCGAGGAGAUGAUCCUGCAUGAGAGCAAACAUCUCUCCAUCAAGGUGACUAUAUUCAUCUACACUGAUCUGAUGUUAGUGACGAGGGAGGAUGAACCGGGUCGCUGUAACGUCCUGCAGAAUCCUCUCUUCUUAAAACAGCUCCGGCUACAGGAAGAUCAUAGUGAUGAGCUUCGCUUCUACCUCAUCCACAUGACUGAGAAGUGUGACUGUCUCCUGAGUCUGGAGGCGUACUCACUGGAGCAGAAGACGAGAGUGUGUCAGUGUCUGAGCGAUAACAUCGAAAAGCAACUUCAGCUGGAGUGCAGAGAGACGUUCAGCCCCAGUGAGCAGAUGCUGGAGCCUAAACUGGAUGAACAGUGUGAUCUGGGUGCUCAGUGGCAGCCCUCGGAGGACGAGCACUCACUCUGCAGUCCGUCUGACGCCCCAGGCACCACAGGCACUUCAAGCAGCACUCCUCUGGACGAGACUCGGCACCUUGUACCUCCUACACCUCCCCCAUCCACCGAGGGCAGCCUGAGUGACAUCUGGAGGGUGGAUAGAGGAGAGGAGGAAGAGGAAGACAAAAAGACCCCUACAGAAGAAGAAGAAGAAGAAGAAGAAAGCUCACACGGCGUUGAAGCAGAUGAAGUCGAGGAGAAGCACGAGAAAGACGAGGAUUACGACACCAAUCCUCCGGCCUCCUCUUCUUCUUCAUCCUUCAUCAUCCCCGAGUUACGUCUGGACCGCUCUUUCAGCGCCGACGCUCUGUCUUCGACCGCCACUGAUGAAGAAGAUGAGGACGAGGAUGAAGAUGAGGAUGAGGAUGAAGAUGAGGAAGACAGUGAUGAUAACUACUUGGAGCCCACUAAGAGGAGGAGCAUGGUGGAGGCGGGCUCGUGUGAGAAACACGGUGGCUCCGGAGGUCUGAGCGUACAGAACUCGCUGCGCAGACGCACACACAGCGAGGGGAGCCUCCUGCAGGACCCGCGCACCACCUGCUUCACCUCUGAUAACGCCAUCAACCGCCUGGAGGUGACCACCACUAGCAAGGGGGGCUGGACGCUGCCCUCACCCAAAACUCUGAAGAAGGAGCUGACCAAGAACGGAGGCUCCAUGCACCAACUCUGCAUGCUGUUCUCCGGCAGGAAGCUGAGCGCCGGAUCCGAGUGCAGCUGUGACGUCAGCCCUGACGGAACCAAGAAGAAGAAGUCCAAGAACCUGGCCAAAGACAUGAAGAACCGCUUGGCGUUCCUGAGGAGAAGGAAUGAAUCUCCUGGAAGCACUCCGGCCGGCAAGCUGGACAAAACUAUGAAGUCAGUCAAGCCCACGCCGGAGGAGGCGCUCAAGUGGGGAGAAUCCCUCGACAAGCUGCUCGUCCACAAAUAUGGGCUGGCGGCGUUCAGAGCGUUCCUGCGCACCGAGUUCAGCGAGGAGAAUCUGGAAUUCUGGCUGGCUUGCGAGGACUACAAGAAGAUCAAGUCGCAGUCCAAGAUGGCCUCAAAGGCUAAGAAGAUCUUCGCCGAGUACAUCGCCAUUCAGUCUUGUAAAGAGGUGAACCUUGACUCAUACACACGAGAGCACACCAAGGAGAACCUCCAGAACGUCACACGUUCCUGUUUCGACCUGGCCCAGCGGCGGAUAUACGGCCUGAUGGAGAAGGACUCGUAUCCGCGGUUCCUGCGCUCGGAACUCUACCUGGACUUAGUGAACCAAAAGAAAGCGAGCGCCACGUCUACGGCGUCCUCGUCAUAAGAGGAACCGCGGCGCAGAGAGACGCUUGACAAAACAAAAACAACAACAAACAAACAAAAAAAAAAUCAAACUAGCAUCGUGGACACUUUUGUUCUCAUCCGCCAUCCUGUCCUACGACGAGGAGAGACGAACGAGAGGCGACGAUCAGGACGGAGAGACGCCGGAACGGAAGGACCGGUCGUCCGAGCCGGAGGCUGAGCGAAGAGACGUUUGGGAGUGUCUGUAUAACGAGCGACAUCGUCAUUAUCUUUUUAAUUUAUGGUUUGGGAGAGAGUGGGGGACGGGGAUCUACUCUUCCACGCGAAGACAGUCGGGCACUGUUUUGUUUGUCGUUUCCGCGCUCUGUGCUCUCGGUACGAUGCAGACGCCACUUUUUCGUCGCUCCCAUUCUCAAGCCGUCAUGGCCGGAUCGAUACAAAGUGCACAUCCUUCCUGUCUUUCCUUCCAUCUGUGGUCAUGCACUUGUAACGAGGCAUCUCCAUCGGCGUCCCCCCAAGACACUCCCCCCAUCCCCCGCCGUCCUGAAAGACGUUUUCGAGGAACGGACCAAAACACGGGCUCUCAUGCUUCCGCACGUGGAACACGACCGUCCGUCCGCAGGUCUGCCAAGGUCAAAAGCGUGACAGUUUCUGUAAUAUUCAUUGUAGCUCCAUGUGGGGACUGGACGAGAGGAUUCUCAGGACUGCACGGCACUCAACUAUGAAGCUUUCAGGCUCGUUGGACCUUAAUUUCACAUUUUUUUUUUGUAUAUAUUAUUAUUUUUUAUUAGGUUUAAGCCUGCACUCCAUAGAUUCUUUUAUGUUGUUGUUGUUAAUAAGAAAGAUAAUGCUUUUACCUGUACAGAAAGUAAGUUUGCAUAUUUAUUUAGAUCCUUGCUGGAUGUCUCGUUCAGUUCAUUGCACUCGGUUAAACAAUACAAAAGAAAGCACCCGUCCUACCUACCUUCCCCCCUGCACCCCCUCCCUCCCUCCCUCCCUCUCCCUUUACCCAUGAUCCUCGACCGGUCCUUAUGUAAGUGCAAUACGUUUUUAUUGUUUUUGUUACUCCGCUUAUCUUUUGGAUAAGUUUCACUUUGACGAUGGAUUUUUAUUUGUUAAAAUUCGACCCCGCUCGAAGACUGAGUCGCAGUUUCAAGAGAGUAUUUAGUUGAUAUUAAGCGCGUUGUUAACUGUGUACAUCCUGGCAGCAGGCAGCCGGGGGUUUAUGGGUGUAAAUAUAAUUCGUAAGAAAAGAAUAAAACGAAGAAAAAAGACAAAAACACAAGGUCUCGUGGGGGAAAUCCCACGCAACACCGCUGUAUGUAUGUAUGUAAAUACUCAGAGCCUCAAAGCUAUAAAAUGACGUAACGUUAUCAGAAAAAAAUCAAUAAAUAAAAAAGGGGGGAAAGUCGUUGGGUGAAAUCCACCUUUUCCUUGGUCAUACACUGCUUGUAAGGGGGUUACGAAAUGUAUUUUAUCAUUUUCACUGUUUACAAUUCAGACGCAUCUCCUAAAAUAGCAAGCGAAAAAAAAGAAAAUAGAGAGAAUACUUUUGGUGUCAUUGUAAAAAAAAAAAAAGGAAAAAAAAAGAAAAGAGAAGAUAUAAUAAAACAGAUGAAUGAUAAAACUGA
Messenger RNA from Ictalurus furcatus (blue catfish), 4918 nucleotides. RefSeq names its product regulator of G protein signaling 3a (gene rgs3a). Gene Ontology annotation, molecular function: protein binding. Gene Ontology annotation, biological process: signal transduction. Gene Ontology annotation, cellular component: nucleus; plasma membrane. NCBI's taxonomy places the organism in Eukaryota, Metazoa, Chordata, Actinopteri, Siluriformes, Ictaluridae. The record is from RefSeq and is a predicted model, not a curated record. The transcript has 16 exons. The coding region runs from base 577 to 3309 and encodes 910 amino acids.